Messenger RNA from Drosophila albomicans, 2012 nucleotides. It is a transcript of the gene Haspin, whose product is annotated as serine/threonine-protein kinase haspin homolog. Gene Ontology annotation, cellular component: nucleus; cytoplasm. Gene Ontology annotation, molecular function: ATP binding; histone H3T3 kinase activity. Bases 145 to 1848 code for a protein of 567 amino acids. Gene Ontology annotation, biological process: intracellular signal transduction; mitotic cell cycle; protein phosphorylation. The record is from RefSeq and is a predicted model, not a curated record. NCBI's taxonomy places the organism in Eukaryota, Metazoa, Arthropoda, Insecta, Diptera, Drosophilidae. The transcript has 6 exons.
CGUGUUGCACUGGGAGCGAUAAUUCAAAUAAAACUGAAAUUGUUUUGUAAACAAAACAAUAUCAAUGUGACGCAAAACAUUCGUAAUAACUCCGAAUCCUAUAUAUUUCUUAUGUGAAUUACAAAAUAAAAUUCUAACAUUAAAAUGGACGAUACUUUACCUGAUGACGCCUGGAAGGAUUCCUUUGACAAGCUGCUGGAUCGCAGGCCGGAGCUGCGUGAAUUAAACAUAAUCAAAAAGCAAGUGCGCGCUUCGUUCAAUAUUGACUCGAGCGUGGAGAAUAGCAAUCCUGACCUAUUACACAUAAGCGAGUCUUCAUUGCACAAUCCGAAUUUCUUAGAUGUGGGCGGCGAUCGCUUCGUGAAUUUAAAGAGGAAAAAUGGCAAUUCAAUAUCGACGCCAUGCGUUAAGCGUGUGAGCACCAAUCUUUUCCAUUGCGCACUCUCGCCCAUAACGAGCAUGAAACUCGAUGGUUUACAAACAGAGCUAGUUCCAAAAUUGUCCAAUAAUGUCAAAGCAGAAGGGCGAGCUAUCAAACACGUUUGCUUCGAAAUAAGCUCCUUGGAGAACAGUGACAUUCAGAUUGUCGAUGAUCCUAUCAAGAAUAUAGAUCCACAAGAAGAAGCAACUGGCAAACGCAGCCGUUCUUCGCUUGUCCUGCAGCCCGGAAAAUGGCGCAAGUCCUUGCACACCUGGCGUCGCACUUUCCAAACAGAUGUCGUUGCUCCAACUGUAAAAGUGUCCUCGCCCAGGAAACGUACUACUGCAGAAAUUACUCGCAUAUCGGGCAGAAAAUCCACUUACUUGAAUGAGAGCAUCAAUCUAGUAAUCAGCCAUGAGAAGGAAGUGCUCAGAUACUGUGAACAGCGAAGACCGAUACGUUUUGAUUCUGCCUAUGCGGCUGUCAAGAUGCUGGACACUUGCAAGAUUGGCGAGGGCGUCUAUGGCGAGGUCUUUAAGUAUAUGCCAAAAAGCAAUCCCUCAACUACUGUCGUCCUUAAGGUGAUACCCAUUGAAGGAGCGGAACUGGUCAAUGGUGAAGUGCAGAAGACGUACGAACAAAUAUUGCCUGAAAUUAUCAUAUCACAGGAAAUGAGCAAUCUACGCACUAAUGCCAACAAUUCAACCACUGGAUACGUAAAUAUUUACAAUGUGGCUUUGGUCAUGGGAAAAUAUCCGCAGCACUUGCUAAAACUCUGGGAAGAGUAUGACACCAAGAAAGAGUCGGAGAAUGAUCAUCCCGAAAUGUUUGGCAACAAUCAGCUGUUCAUAGUUUUGGAACUGAAUUUUGCUGGCAGUGAUAUGUCUGAAUUUACAUUUGUAAAUGCCGAGCAAUCUUAUUAUGCACUGCAGCAGAUCAUCUUCACACUUGCUGUUGGCGAAGAGGCAUUUCAAUUCGAGCAUCGCGAUUUGCACUGGGGCAACAUAUUGAUCGAGGAAACGGACAAGAAGCACAUUGAUUACAAGCUCAAUGGCAAGGAUUUAUCUCUGCCCACCAAAGGAAUACGCAUAACUAUCAUCGAUUACACUUUGUCGCGAGUAACUGUCGGCGAUUGCUGUCACUACAAUGAUUUGUCCACCGACGAGGAGCUAUUCACAGCUUCAGGAGAUUAUCAAUAUGACAUUUACUGCAUGAUGCGGGAUGAAUUAAACAACGAUUGGUCAGCAUAUGCGCCCAAGACAAAUGUAAUGUGGCUAUCAUAUGUGGUCGCCAAGCUAAUUGAUGGCGUCAAGUAUAAGAAUCCAAAAUCACAAAUACACCGAACAAAUUUGACCAAACUUAAGGCCUUUCACAAAGCUGUGCUGCGCUUCAGCAGCGCUUCAGAAUGCGCCAACAGCUUCAAUUAGAUUUACCUUCAUAUAUAUUUGUUAUAAUGAAUUAUUAGUUUCAAUUGACAAUACUUAUAUAUUUGUUAUAAUGAAUUUACUAAUUUUGUGCUAAGCAUUAAAGUAUUAUAUUUUCUAGUUCAACAAGACGAUAAUUUACUGCUUCAAACCCAGCGACUGUAAUA